GUGGCCUGUGGGCGCUGCUGUCCGGCUGCAGGUGACGAGUGAUUUUUUACGCAGCGGUCCUCAACAUUCAGGAGGGGCUGCGCUCACACUCCUCCGGCCUCUCAAACAUCUGGUUGGGGUUAUUAUAAAAUUCAGUUAUAUUGGAGCACUACGAUAGGAUUGCACCGAUUUCUAUCUAGCAGGGCAGGAAAAAGUGUGAUCCAGAGGAGGAGAAAUCUGAUGCCUGGUUGUUCCUGAUCGCAUAUCGUUUGGCUGCAGGUCUACGGCAUGGCGUGGCCCUGCAUCACCCGCGCCUGCUGCAUCAACCGCUUCUGGAGCGAGUUGGAUAAAGCGGACAUCGCCGUGCCGCUCGUCUUCACCAAGUACUCCGACGUGGCCGAGGUGCGGCACCUCCAUCCGCAGCCGGGCCUGUUAGCGCAGUCCCGUCAUCCGGUCGCCAUAGAAACAGAGUCCGCCCACACCGCGCCACAGGAGUCGGCCGCAGCCUCAGCAUCCUCGGCGGCGCGCGAGGGCUCAGUCACGCGCCAGGACUUCAAACCCUGGAAAGUCAAACCGGAACCGAGCUGCAAGCCCAAAAGCGAGUACCGCCCAUGCCAGACGCCCUUCAACAACGAGACCCAGUACCAGAAAGAUUAUAAACCGUGGCCUGUUCAGAAACGCGGAGAUCACCCGUGGAUCCCCAAAGUCGAGAACAAGAGCGUGAAGCAGGACCACGUGACCACGGAACCGGACACGGGCGUGGAGAAGUGUGAGAUCGAGGAGCGUGUGAAGGAGAAAGAAGGUGCCAAGGAGGAGAACAAGGAGAGGCCAUUGAAAAAAGAUCAGGAUGCUGAAACAGGAGAGAAAAAGAAAGAGCAGAAAGCAGGGUCCAGAGGAAGAUCAGCAGCAGAUGCGGUGAACAGGCAGAUCAAGCAGGAGGGAACAGGUGGAAGCUCAUACAGUAUGGAAUUCAAAGCGUACACGGACGUGAAGCCGGUGAAAGCCAUCAAAGCCAAGUCACAGUACAAAAUGUCAAUAGCGGAGAAGGCUAACUUGGAGACGAGCUACAAUGCAACUUAUAAAGGAGAGCAGGGGAAACCAGAGGCCACGGAUAACAAACUGCUGGACCGCCGUAGGAUACGCAGCCUAUACAAUGAGCCCAGCAUUAAAGAACCCAGCAAGCCAGAGAAGUCCAGUGCGUCACACUCCAAACCCAAAAAGACGACAAGCCAUAGUAAAACAGCAAGUAAAGCUAAAGCAAAGCCGAACACUGGAACCCAACCUGCUAAGAAGAAAAGCUCUGUGAGCAAGCUGGAGUUAAAGCCAGACGGAGGGGUCACCAAGAAAAGUAAAGAAAUGAUUAACAGACUGGCUGAGGGAAAAGAAUAGAUGCAGUUGUGUGUGUGUGUGUGGAUUUGGGUGAAAGGGGUCUGUGCUUUGCUGCUUUAAGACUCUUAUUGUUUAAACCCAAUUUCAGUCUUUUAGGCUUUCUAGUAUGGAUUGUGAAUUUGGAUCUGAAAGCUUGCUUUGCCUCGAAUGUGGCAUCACUGCAUAAUCCGUAACGAUCCACGAUCUUUUUACACCACCCUAUCAGCUUUAUUGCAUGAGAUCUGCGAGCAAACGUUGCUUAACCCUUACCAUAAAUAUGUGAUUAGAAAUGUACUAUUAGACAUGUGUAGUUAUUGUCAUCAGGCUUGAAUCGCUUUUUUUUUUGCAAAACACUUAUCACACACAAGAUUUAAAAACACAUAUAAUAUUUAUUGAUUAGCGGAAUUGAUUGAAUUGCACAUACAUCUGGCUCGUAGUAGUUUCCUUGCCAGCAUCCCACUAACUAAUUAUUAAAACGAUAUUUCAUAUAGUGAGUGCAUCAACAAACACUAACAAUGAGCCAGGUUUAGUUAUAGCCUUUAGCACCGGAGAAAAAGAUUAGUGCAUGCAUUUCAUAAUUAUCAUUCAUUGCCCAGUGCACUGCCUGUUCAUCGUUCCAACAAAGACGCUGCUGAAACAUUAACAGAUCAGGCCCAUAGUCUUUCAGGAUACACAAGAAAAUGAAUGCUAUCUAAAAAAUAAACAUAUACAACAGUUGUCAGACCUGUCCAUUUGAAGUAUGUGAGUCUCAAACAGCCGCAUUAUGUGUUUCUGUCCUUGCAGUGUCAAACAAUUAAAAGGAUCCACCUGCCAGUGUGAACUGCUGUGUAUUAUUCUAUGUAACGAGAAAUAAACUACUCUGCCUGCUUUAGUUUAGUUCAACUGUACGGAAGUAAUGCUGCUAACCGCACUACUGUUUGAUCUUUAAAGGAAUGUGAUAUAUCAAUGCCAUUUCUGUUGAGAUCGUUAUAAACAUGUCUAAAAGUCUCUUACAGUUGGACGCAUGGCUUCGGUACGAGUCUUCAUUAUUGAUCGUCAUUGUUCUGUCAAUAUUCGCCCAGCCACGUAAGUCACAGGUUAGGAGAACCUGCAGACUUCUUGGUGCAUCAUCCCUUUACUGGACUGUCCUCCAUUCAUGCUGUGUACACAUCACUGGGUGCUAUCUUGAAGCUGUGCUGUCCAUUCGAAAAUAUGGUGCCUGAACAUGUCACCUGAUGCCACUGCAACUGCAAUGUAUUUGUAUGUGUGAUGUGGUGUUCGCUUGCCUUGAAUAAAAUCACUAAAGCAAG
This is a messenger RNA of Silurus meridionalis, 2636 nucleotides long. It is a transcript of the gene map6b, whose product is annotated as microtubule-associated protein 6b. Gene Ontology annotation, molecular function: microtubule binding; calmodulin binding. NCBI's taxonomy places the organism in Eukaryota, Metazoa, Chordata, Actinopteri, Siluriformes, Siluridae. Gene Ontology annotation, biological process: microtubule cytoskeleton organization; cytoskeleton-dependent intracellular transport; regulation of microtubule cytoskeleton organization. Gene Ontology annotation, cellular component: microtubule; Golgi-associated vesicle; cis-Golgi network. The coding region runs from base 268 to 1368 and encodes 366 amino acids. The record is from RefSeq and is a predicted model, not a curated record. The transcript is spliced from 3 exons.